Molecule: messenger RNA, 3386 nt
Organism: Drosophila simulans
Lineage: Eukaryota; Metazoa; Arthropoda; Insecta; Diptera; Drosophilidae
Gene: Pfrx
Product: 6-phosphofructo-2-kinase/fructose-2,6-bisphosphatase 1
Exons: 2
Coding region: 440-2590 (716 amino acids)
Biological process (GO): fructose metabolic process; fructose 2,6-bisphosphate metabolic process
Cellular component (GO): cytosol
Molecular function (GO): fructose-2,6-bisphosphate 2-phosphatase activity; 6-phosphofructo-2-kinase activity; ATP binding
Source: RefSeq, a predicted model, not a curated record
GCUCCGCUUUGCGCUUUUUGCUCAUUUCGAUUUUGCCAAGCGACGUGUGCGGAACUGAACUGAACCGAACUGAAUUGAUACGCGGUUCGGCGGAUUCGCUUUGUACUUUCGUUUCUUGUGCUGUUCUGUGUGCCGUGCGCCCCGCCGAAUCGAUAUCGAGUUGAAAUCAAGUCAAAAUACGAAUUCGUGUGUUUUUUCUCUGUUUUUCUUUUUAUUUUGUAUUUUUUUUUUUAUUUGCGUACUAAGAAAUUAGCGUUCUAGCAAAAGCGGAUCUGUGAUUUUUGGUUCUGUUCUGUUUUGUUUACCUCUGGCUUGUAACGAUCCAAAACAAAUAGCAAAUCGCGUGAUUAAGUGAUAAAGUGGCCAGAAGUCGGUGGUCGGGCGCUCUGCACACUGCUUGCAUUCAGCGCGGCACCUGCACUGCUUGCAUUCCAGGGCAAUGGCUCAGUCGACGGCAACGGCGCCGCUCUACGCCGGCUACAAACCCCUGAUCAGCUCGGUAACCACGGAUACGGAUCCGGAUCCGGAUAUGGCCCCCUCCCUGUCAGCAGAAGGAACAGCUGAUCAGCCCCAAAAGUUGCAGAGAGAGGGAGAAGUGAAAGGAGCAUCAUCAGAAGCCCAACGGACAAAAGCAAACCCUAACCAGACACUUUCAGCCAGCAACAGCAGCUCAAUCGACGACCACGACGAGGAUCAAGUAGGAACAUUGCCAUUGCCCCUGCUGUCCAUCAAUAGAAGGACACCCACCCUGCUCCCCCGCCCCGUUCCACCAUCAUCGACCCGAUUCACAUCGUCCUACAACGACGACCUGUGCACGUGCAGCAACUGCGCGUACUCCAGUUUCUCAUCCUCCUCCUCCUCCGCCUCGUCCACAUCCUCGUCAUCCUCGAGCGCUACAGCAGCAGGAACAGCAUUAGCAUCAGCAGCCGCAUCCGCCGUUGCCAAGAAGCUAGCACGCUCCGUGACCGCCACCAGCAUCAUGGACAUGCCGUACAACACCUCGCCGUCGCUACGCGUGCGCACCACCUCGCUGAAUCAGCUGAAGAAGACCGCCGACCUGGCCAUCGAGAAUGAGCUGCACGUCUGUCCGUCGGUGAUGUCCGAGGAGCUGCGCAAGCUGCUGCCGCCCACCUCGGAGACCGUGAUGACCAAGCCCUUCCCCAUCCGGGGCGAACGCACCAUUGCCGACUGCACCACGCCGCAUGUGAUCGCCAUGGUUGGCCUGCCGGCGCGCGGCAAGACCUUCAUCUCCAAGAAGCUAGCGCGCUACCUCAACUGGAUCGGAAUCUCCACGCGUGUUUUCAAUCUGGGCGAGUACAGGCGUCAUGCAACCACCGCAUACAAGUCGCACGAGUUCUUCCGCGCCGACAACGAGGAGGCGAUGGCCAUCCGCAACCGGUGCGCCAAUCAGGCGCUGCACGACUCCUGCGAUUGGCUGCUGAGCGGCCAGGGCAGCAUCGCCGUGUUCGAUGCUACCAACUCUACGCGCGACCGUCGCCAGCUAAUCCACGACAUUGUGGUGAAGCAGCAUGGUUUCCGGCUGUUCUUCGUGGAGUCCAUUUGCGACGAUCCGCAGAUUAUCGAGCAGAAUAUUCUGGAGGUCAAGGUCAGCUCGCCAGAUUACCUUAACAUGAACACCGAGCUGGUGGUGCGGGACUUCCUGCAGCGCAUCGAGCACUACGAGGAGCGCUACCAGCCCAUCGACGAGGUUACCGAGUCGCACCUUAGCUUCAUGAAGGUGUACAACGCCGGCAAGAAGGUGGUCGUCUACAACAACGAGGGUCACGUGGAGUCGCGCAUUGUCUACUACCUGAUGAACAUCCACAUAACGCCGCGCACUAUCUACCUGACGCGGCACGGCGAGAGCGAGUACAAUCUGAGCGGCCUCAUCGGCGGCGACUCAAACCUGAGCGCCCGUGGCCACCAGUACGCCAAUGCGCUGUCCACGUUCAUCGCCCAGCAGCAGAUCGACGGUCUGCGCGUGUGGACGUCGUGGAUGAAGCGUGCCAUUCAGACGGUGGCCGACGUGAAGGCGCCGCAGGAGCGCUGGAAGGCGUUGAACGAGAUCGAUGCCGGUCAUUGCGAGGAAAUGACGUACGAGCAAAUCAAGGAGAAGUUCCCCGAGGAGUUCAAGGCGCGCGACGUUAACAAGUUCGCCUAUCGCUAUCCGCGCGGCGAGAGCUAUGAGGAUCUUGUGGCUCGACUGGAGCCGGUCAUCAUGGAGCUGGAGCGACAGGGCAAUGUGCUGGUUGUGUCGCACCAGGCGGUGCUGCGCUGCCUCUUUGCCUACUUCCUGGACAAGUCCGCCGACGAGCUGCCCUACCUGUACGUGCCGCUGCACACGGUCAUCAAGCUGACGCCGGUGGCCUACGGCUGCAAGGUGGAGCACAUCAAGUUGCCCAUCGAUGCGGUGGACACGCAUCGUCCCAAGCCUAAGAUUCCCGGCGACGUCAGCGAGCCAGGACUGGAUGGCCUCAGCGGCGAGCUGGUGGCACCCGAUGGCGUCGGCAAGGUGCUCAUUGUGGGCGACGAUGUGGCGACGGCCACGAACGGCAAUGGCGGGCGCGUCGAUGUCCAGGCGCACCAAUGACGGCGUCGCCUGCACCCCGUGCAUCCACAUCCACCUCCGAAAUCCAAGACAAUCUAAGCACGGCUGCUGGAACGGCUACGGCUGCCCCAACCUCCAAUACACUAGCCCGCCCCCAAUCCCAGAACAGAUCCCGCACUAAUUCUUCCCCCAGCGCAUCCCGGACAGCCCAACCGAAACGGACAAAGACACGGACGUGGUCAUGCGAGGGCAACACUGACAACUGCUCCUGCACCUGCUCCAAGGAUGUGGUGGCAUCUCUACUUAACGUGGCGUCGAAGGACUGCGUAUGAAAUUGUGAUUGAUCCAUUGUGCUGUUUUAUUAUGUACUUUAAUGAACGAUUAAAUAUUUUUAAAAUUUUCUAGAACAUCUAUAUACUUUGAUAAAAGCAAAAUACAGACUUAAACACCUAUCUAGAUUUACACAUUACACAUCUUCUCCUGCGAAUGGAGAAGUCCUGCUGAUUAGUUACCCCUGGCUUCACAUGCAGGCGGUUGGCAUCCCACAUGCUGAGUGCUCCAGCCACUAAAAACUUAUUAAUUCUAACGCUGUAUACUUAAAUGUGCUCUAAUCUAAUUCGUUGUCUAUUUUUUAUAACCGUUUUGAGCGAAUUUUAUAGCUAAGCGAGAGGACAAACUCACGGAUUCCAUUUGCCAACUCUGUUUAACUGAAACCACUUGCCCGACACACUUUUUACCCUAUGUAUAUGUUGCUCGUAAAUGUUUGUGUGGAAUAAAUAUUGUAACUACAUAAAUACUAUUUCAAAUAAUCAACAAUAAAUACAAUUUAUCAAAAGAA